Messenger RNA from Mercurialis annua (annual mercury), 507 nucleotides. RefSeq lists its product as uncharacterized. NCBI's taxonomy places the organism in Eukaryota, Viridiplantae, Streptophyta, Magnoliopsida, Malpighiales, Euphorbiaceae. The transcript has 2 exons. The coding region runs from base 1 to 507 and encodes 168 amino acids. The record is from RefSeq and is a predicted model, not a curated record.
AUGUUGCAAAGAAUAGCAGCACCUCCGCACCAUCGAGCACAGGAACCAGAAAUUGACAAAAACUAUGAGAGAGUUAGGAAACAAGGGGCAAAGACAUUUGGAGGUACUACAGAUCCUGCAGAAGCUGAAGAAUGGUUGAGAGAUACAGAGAGGGUUUUAGACAAAAUUGAAUGCGCUCCUCAGCAGAAGCUGGAAUAUGCAGUGUCAUUAUUUGAGAAGGAUGCUUUGGAUUGGUGGGAAACAGUUCCAAGAAGCGGAAAUAUGCCAUUGACUUUAACCUGGGAUGAUUUCCUCAGAGAAUUUGGUGAGAAAUACAUGCCACCAGUAUUAUCAAAGUAUGCACCUGAAGAGAUAACUAUUGAGGAAAGGAAAAGAAGUAAAUUUGAAAGCGGUUUGAACCUUGAUAUUCGAGAGAAAAUUGCUGUUAAGACUCCUACUUAUAGUGCAUUGAUUGAAGCCGCUUUGAGGGCUGAAGAAAUACUAGUUGAAAAUGACUGGGACUUUUAA